Molecule: messenger RNA, 12316 nt
Organism: Vitis vinifera (wine grape)
Lineage: Eukaryota; Viridiplantae; Streptophyta; Magnoliopsida; Vitales; Vitaceae
Product: transcription-associated protein 1
Exons: 35
Coding region: 389-12109 (3906 amino acids)
Biological process (GO): regulation of DNA-templated transcription; DNA repair
Cellular component (GO): NuA4 histone acetyltransferase complex; SAGA complex; nucleus
Molecular function (GO): protein binding; transcription coregulator activity
Source: RefSeq, a predicted model, not a curated record
AAAGCAUAAAUAGGCCCAAACCCAAUGAGAGAGAAGGAAAACGUCCGUCCCGAGUCUCGACUUCUGCAGAACCUCGGACGGAGCGAGGAGGGUAAAGGGGGAGGGAAAGUUUAACUGAAGAAGAAAUAAACCUAUUUAUCGAAUGAUCACCGGAAAAAUCCUCAUCUCAUUUCAAACCCUAGUUUUUGUAGUUGUAGGCAGGUCCAAACAAUCUUAUUUCCCGCGAAAGAAGCGUCAGUGACCGUCACAGAGAAGUCUUCAAGUCGUAGAGCCGCGCGGGGGAUUUAUCUUCUGAAACCCUAGAGGCACAGAGAAGUCUGAAAUCGAGCCGGAGUUGUUCGGCUAUUGAGGCCGCGGAGCUAGGGUUUCUGGGACUCUUGACUGCAAGAUGAGUCCUAUUCAGAAUUUUGAACAGCACUCUCGGCAUCUCGUCGAGCCCGACCUCCCAAUCCAAACGAGGCUUCAGAUGGCAAUGGAAGUUCGGGACAGUCUCGAGAUUGCUCACACUGCAGAAUACUCGAAUUUCCUAAAAUGUUACUUCCGAGCAUUCUCAGUAAUUCUUUUACAAAUUACAAAGCCACAAUUAACGGAUAACCCUGAACACAAACUCAGGAACAUUGCUGUCGAAGUUCUCAAUCGCCUUCCUCACAGUGAGGUCCUCCGUCCCUAUGUUCAGGACCUCUUGAAGGUAGCCAUGCAAGUUCUCACCACUGAUAAUGAAGAGAAUGGCUUAAUUUGUAUCCGUAUCAUCUUUGACCUCCUCAGAAACUUCAGACCUACCCUUGAAAAUGAAGUUCAGCCAUUCUUGGACUUUGUGUGCAAAAUUUACCAGAACUUUAGAUUAACCGUUAGCCAUUUCUUUGAAAAUGGGGCAGCAGUUCCAGUCCCAGUGCCAGUUCCAGUUCCAGUUUCAGUACCAGUGGGCGGGGAAGAUGUUAAGCCCAUGGAUGUUUCAGAUCAAGCUGUUACCACUACUACAGGGUAUGUUGGGGCUGGGCAGCUAAACCCCAGCACACGCUCAUUCAAGAUAGUUACGGAGAGCCCCCUCGUGGUUAUGUUUCUAUUUCAGUUGUAUGGCCGGCUUGUUCAAACCAACAUACCUCACUUGUUACCACUGAUGGUGGCUGCUAUAUCUGUUCCAGGGCCAGAAAAGGUCCAUCCCCACUUAAAGAAUCACUUCAUUGAGCUGAAGGGUGCACAGGUUAAGACAGUAUCCUUUUUAACUUACCUGUUGAAGAGUUUUGCUGAUUAUAUCAGGCCGCAUGAAGAAAGCAUAUGCAAAAGCAUUGUGAACCUGCUUGUUACAUGUUCUGACUCUGUUUCCAUUCGGAAGGAAUUGUUAGUAGCAUUGAAACAUGUUCUUGGGACAGAUUUCAAAAGGGGUUUAUUUCCUUUGAUUGACACACUCUUGGAGGAGAGGGUUCUGGUGGGAACAGGCCGGGCAUGCUUUGAGACAUUAAGACCAUUGGCUUAUAGUCUACUGGCAGAGAUUGUUCAUCAUGUUCGAGGGGACCUUUCAUUAUCACAGUUAUCACGGAUUAUUUACUUGUUCUCAAGUAAUAUGCAUGAUGCCUCAUUAUCACUCAGCAUUCAUACCACCUGUGCUCGGUUGAUGUUGAAUCUGGUGGAGCCAAUUUUUGAGAAGGGUGUGGAUCAACCAUCAAUGGAUGAAGCAAGGAUUUUACUGGGGCGAAUUUUGGAUGCUUUUGUUGGGAAAUUUAGUACUUUCAAGCGCACCAUUCCUCAGCUACUGGAAGAAGGCGAGGAGGGAAAAGAUCGAGCCACAUUGAGGUCCAAGCUUGAACUACCUGUGCAGGCUGUUCUGAACUUGCAGGUCCCUAUGGAACAUUCUAAGGAAGUCAGUGAUUGCAAGCAUCUGAUUAAGACCUUGGUCAUGGGAAUGAAGACUAUUAUCUGGAGCAUCACUCAUGCGCAUCUACCCCGAUCUCAGGUUUCCCCUUCAACACUUGGUACACAUCAACAGGUGCUUGUUUCACCAACAUCUAAUUUACCAGCACCUCAAGCAUUCAAAGGGAUGAGAGAAGAUGAGGUGUGGAAAGCAUCUGGUGUCCUAAAGAGUGGGGUUCACUGCUUAGCUCUCUUCAAGGAGAAGGAUGAGGAGAGGGAAAUGCUCAAUCUUUUUUCUCAGAUUUUGGCUAUUAUGGAACCUCGAGAUCUCAUGGACAUGUUCUCAUUGUGCAUGCCAGAGCUUUUUGAGUGCAUGAUUAGCAACACUCAGCUAGUUCAUAUAUUUUCUACGCUUUUGCAAGCUCCUAAGGUAUUCCGCCCAUUUGCAGAUGUUUUGGUAAAUUUCCUAGUGAGCAGCAAACUUGAUGUUUUGAAGCAUCCAGAUUCACCUGCAUCAAAACUUGUUUUGCACCUCUUUCGGUUUCUAUUUGGAGCUGUACCCAAGGCCCCUUCAGAUAUGGAACGUAUUUUGCAGCCUCAUGUGCCUGUCAUUAUGGAAGUUUGCAUGAAAAAUGCUACUGAAGUUGAGAGGCCCCUUGGUUAUAUACAACUACUCCGAACAAUGUUUCGAGCACUUGCAGGAGGAAAAUUUGAACUACUACUGCGAGAUUUGAUUCCUACCUUGCAACCCUGCCUAAAUAUGUUGUUGGGUAUGCUUGAGGGACCUACUGGAGAAGAUAUGAGGGACCUCUUGCUUGAGCUUUGCUUAACUUUGCCUUCACGCUUAAGUUCGUUAUUGCCUUUCCUUCCCCGCCUUAUGAAGCCUCUAGUUUUGUGUCUCAAGGGAGGUGAUGACCUUGUGAGUUUAGGGUUAAGAACACUUGAGUUUUGGGUGGAUAGCUUGAAUCCUGAUUUCCUGGAACCUAGUAUGGCAAAUGUUAUGUCCGAGGUAAUUUUAGCCUUGUGGUCUCACUUAAGGCCAGCACCCUAUCCUUGGGGAGGAAGAUCAUUGCAGCUCCUUGGGAAAUUAGGUGGCCGUAACAGACGCUUUCUCAAGGAGCCCCUUGCCCUUGAGUGCAAGGAGAACCCAGAGCAUGGGCUUCGCCUGAUUCUUACUUUUGAGCCCUCGACCCCGUUUUUGGUGCCUCUGGAUCGUUGCAUCAACCUUGCUGUAGCAGCAGUCAUGCACAAAAAUGGGAGCAUGGAUGCGUUCUACCGAAAGCAAGCUUUAAAGUUCCUUCGUGUAUGCUUAGCAUCUCAGUUAAAUUUGCCAGGAAUUGUUACUGAAGAGGCAUUUACACAGAGACAAUUGUCAACUUUGUUAGUUUCCUCUGUGGAUGCUUCUUGGCGCCGGACUGACUCAUCAGAUAUAAAGGCUGACUUGGGUGUAAAGACAAAAACUCAACUUAUGGCGGAGAAAUCUGUUUUCAAGAUUCUUUUGAUGACAAUAAUUGCUGCCAGUGCAGAACCAGAUCUCCUUGAUCCUAAGGACGAUUUUGUUGUGAAUGUAUGUCGCCAUUUUGCAAUGAUAUUUCAUAUAGAUUAUUCAACCAAUACUUCAAUUCCGAGUGCUUCUAGCGGGGGUCCUAUGCAUUCAUCUAGUGCCAAUGUUAGUUCCCGGUCAAAAAGUUCUAAUCUGAAAGAGUUGGAUCCUUUGAUAUUUUUAGACGCAUUGGUUGAUGUGCUAGCUGAUGAAAAUAGGCUCCAUGCUAAAGCUGCUCUUAGUGCACUAAAUGUGUUUGCAGAAUCUCUUCUGUUCCUUGCUCGGUCAAAACAUGCUGAUGUGCUAAUGUCAAGAGGAGGUCCUGGUACUCCUAUGAUUGUCUCUAGUCCAUCAAUGAAUCCCGUAUAUUCACCACCUCCAAGUGUUCGCAUCCUUGUUUUUGAGCAGCUUCUGCCCCGUCUCUUACACUGUUGCUAUGGAAGUACAUGGCAAGCACAAAUGGGAGGUGUUAUGGGACUUGGUGCUUUGGUUGGAAAGGUCACUGUUGAGACUUUAUGCCUUUUUCAAGUAAAAAUAGUACGGGGGCUUGUAUAUGUUCUUAAAAGACUUCCUAUUUAUGCUAACAAAGAGCAGGAAGAGACAAGUCAGGUGCUUACACAGGUUCUUCGUGUUGUGAAUAAUGUUGAUGAAGCAAAUAAUGAAACCCGCAGGCAAAGUUUUCAAGGAGUUGUUGAGUAUCUGGCCUCAGAAUUGUUCAAUGCCAAUGCAUCUGUUAAUGUGAGAAAGAAUGUGCAAUCGUGUUUGGAACUUUUGGCUAGUAGGACAGGUAGUGAGGUAUCUGAGUUGCUUGAGCCUUUAUAUCAACCUUUGCUUCAGCCUCUUAUAAUGCGGCCCCUUCGAUUAAAAACUGUUGAUCAACAGGUUGGUACUGUUACUGCUUUGAAUUUCUGCUUGUCUUUGAGGCCCCCUCUUCUGAAGUUGUCUCAAGAAUUGGUUAAUUUCCUGCAAGAAGCAUUGCAAAUAGCUGAGGCUGAUGAAACUGUAUGGGUUGUGAAGUUUAUGAACCCAAAGGUGGCCACAUCACUAAAUAAACUUCGAACAGCUUGCAUUGAACUACUUUGCACUGCAAUGGCAUGGGCAGAUUUUAAAACACCAGCUCAUUCUGAAUUGCGCGCAAAGAUCAUUUCCAUGUUUUUCAAGUCUUUGACAUGUCGAACUCCAGAAAUUGUUGCUGUAGCAAAGGAGGGCCUGCGACAGGUUAUCAGCCAACAAAGGAUGCCUAAGGAACUUCUACAAAGUAGCCUCAGGCCUAUUUUAGUUAACUUGGCUCAUACCAAAAAUCUGAGCAUGCCUCUUCUUCAGGGUUUGGCCCGCCUGCUGGAACUUCUAUCAACGUGGUUUAAUGUUACCUUGGGUGGUAAGUUGUUAGAGCACCUAAAGAAAUGGUUGGAACCGGAAAAGCUUGCACAGUCUCAGAAAUCAUGGAAAGCUGGUGAAGAACCUAAAAUUGCAGCAGCUAUUAUUGAGCUUUUUCACUUGCUUCCCAUUGCCGCAUCACAGUUCCUUGAUGAACUUGUUACAUUGACUAUUGAUUUGGAAGGGGCUCUUCCCCCUGGACAAUUUUACAGUGAGAUUAACAGUCCAUAUCGUCUUCCUCUCACCAAAUUUUUGAAUAAAUAUCCAACUCUUGCUGUUGACUAUUUUCUUGCUCGACUUAGUCAACCAAAAUACUUCAGGCGGUUCAUGUAUAUAAUACGUUCGGAUGCUGGUCAGCCCUUGAGAGAAGAACUUGCAAAGUCACCAAAGAAGAUACUUGCAAGUGCCUUUCCAGAAUUCUUACCAAGAUCUGAUGCAUCAAUGACCCCAGGAUCUUUAAAUCCGUCUGCUGCCAUAACGGGUGAUGAAGCCCUCGUUACCCCUCAAACUGAGAGUUCUAUUCCACCAUCUUCAAGCUCCAGUGCAAAUUCAGAUGCUUAUUUUCAGGGACUUGCUCUUAUUUCAACAAUGGUUAAACUGAUGCCUGGCUGGUUGCAGAGUAAUCGUGUUGUGUUUGAUACCUUAGUACUUGUUUGGAAAUCACCAGCAAGAAUCACUCGUUUACACAAUGAACAGGAGCUGAACUUGGUGCAAGUGAAAGAAAGCAAGUGGCUUGUCAAAUGCUUCCUGAACUAUCUGCGUCAUGAUAAAAAUGAAGUCAAUGUUCUUUUUGAUAUCCUCUCCAUUUUCUUGUUUCAUACCCGCAUUGAUUAUACCUUUCUGAAGGAGUUCUAUAUCAUUGAGGUUGCCGAGGGAUAUCCACCCAAUAUGAAGAAAAUACUUCUGUUGCAUUUUUUGAACCUUUUCCAAUCAAAACAACUUGGUCAUGAUCACUUGGUUGUUGUAAUGCAAAUGCUCAUUCUUCCUAUGUUAGCACAUGCUUUCCAGAAUGACCAAAGUUGGGAGGUUGUUGACCCUGCUAUUAUAAAGACAAUUGUUGACAAACUUCUGGAUCCUCCAGAAGAGGUUUCUGCUGAAUAUGAUGAGCCUUUAAGGAUAGAGCUUUUGCAGCUCGCCACCUUGCUUCUUAAGUAUCUUCAAAAUGAUCUUGUUCAUCACAGGAAAGAACUUAUCAAGUUUGGCUGGAAUCAUCUCAAACGUGAAGACAGUGCCAGCAAGCAGUGGGCAUUUGUCAACGUGUGCCACUUCUUGGAGGCAUAUCAGGCCCCAGAAAAGAUUAUACUCCAGGUUUUUGUUGCACUUCUUAGAACUUGUCAGCCAGAAAAUAAAAUGCUGGUCAAGCAGGCCCUUGAUAUCCUAAUGCCAGCACUGCCAAAGCGAUUGCCUCUUGGAGAUUCCCGUAUGCCAAUUUGGAUACGCUACACCAAAAAAAUUCUGGUCGAGGAGGGUCACUCUAUUCCUAACUUGAUUCACAUUUUCCAGCUCAUUGUCCGCCACUCAGAUCUCUUUUAUAGCUGCAGAGCACAAUUUGUACCUCAGAUGGUAAACUCUCUUAGCCGCCUUGGAUUGCCAUAUAACACUACAGCAGAAAACAGGCGUCUUGCUAUUGAACUUGCUGGACUGGUUGUUGGGUGGGAAAGGCAGAGGCAAAAUGAAAUUAAAGUAGUAACUGAUAAUGAUGUAGCUUGUCAGAGUACUGAUGGAUUUAAUCCUGGGUCUGCUGGAGUUGAACCUAAACGUCCAGUGGAUGCAUCUACAUUUCCUGAAGACCCAAGUAAACGAGUUAAGGUUGAACCUGGCCUUCAAUCCCUUUGUGUCAUGUCUCCUGGUGGUGCCUCAUCUAUUCCUAACAUAGAAACCCCGGGAUCCACUGGUCAGCCUGAUGAGGAAUUCAAGCCAAAUGCUGCAAUGGAAGAGAUGAUUAUAAAUUUUCUCAUAAGGGUAGCCUUGGUCAUAGAGCCCAAGGACAAGGAAGCAAGUCUUAUGUAUAAACAAGCUUUGGAUCUACUAUCUCAAGCUUUGGAGGUGUGGCCAAAUGCCAAUGUUAAAUUCAAUUAUCUUGAGAAGCUGCUGAGUAGCAUUCAACCAUCUCAGUCGAAGGACCCAUCAACAGCUCUAGCACAAGGCUUGGAUGUCAUGAAUAAGGUUUUGGAGAAGCAGCCUCAUUUAUUCAUCCGAAAUAACAUCAAUCAAAUUUCUCAAAUUCUUGAACCCUGUUUCAAGUACAAAAUGUUGGAUGCUGGAAAGUCAUUGUGCUCCCUGUUGAAGAUGGUGUUUGUUGCUUUUCCUAUAGAAGCAGCCAAUACACCUCAAGAUGUGAAGAUGUUGUUUCAAAAGGUUGAGGAUUUGAUACAGAAGCAGAUUGCUUCUGUUACAGCUCCUCAGACAUCGGGUGAAGACAACUCUGCUAACUCAAUUAGCUUUGUGCUGUUCGUCAUUAAAACAUUGACUGAAGUGCAAAAGAACCUUAUUGAUCCCUAUAUCUUGGUUCGCAUCCUUCAACGCCUGGCACGAGAUAUGGGAACAUCGGCUAGUUCUCAUGUGAGACAAGGUCAACGAACAGAUCCAGAUUCUGCAGUCACUUCUUCUCGUCAAGGUGCUGAUAUCGGAGCAGUUAUCUCUAAUCUAAAGUCUGUCUUGAAACUAAUUAGUGAAAGGGUCAUGCUUGUUCCGGAGUGCAAACGAACUAUAACUCAGAUCCUGAAUGCAUUGUUGUCUGAGAAAGGUACCGAUGCCAGUGUGCUUCUAUGCAUACUUGAUGUAGUAAAGGGCUGGAUUGAAGAUGUCUUCAACAAGCCUGGAACUUCAAGUGCCUCAAGUGGGUUUCUUACUUCAAAGGAAAUAGUCUCCUUUCUUCAGAAGCUUUCACAAGUUGAAAAGCAGAACUUCUCUCCAAGUGCUCUAGAAGAGUGGGACCAGAAAUAUCUUCAGCUUCUUUAUGGAAUUUGUGCUGAUUUGAAUAAAUAUCCUCUGUCCCUACGGCAAGAAGUGUUUCAGAAGGUGGAAAGGCAAUUUAUGCUUGGUUUAAGGGCAAGGGAUCCUGAAGUUAGGAUGAAAUUUUUUUCACUUUAUCAUGAAUCUCUUGGGAAGACAUUAUUCACAAGGCUGCAGUACAUUAUCCAAUAUCAAGAUUGGGAAGCUUUGAGUGAUGUCUUCUGGCUCAAACAAGGGCUAGAUCUUCUUCUAGCAAUUCUAGUCGAGGAUAAACCAAUUACACUUGCUCCAAACUCUGCUAGGGUGCCACCCCUUGUGGUCUCAGGUUCUCUUCCAGAUCAUUCUGGGAUGCAGCACCAAGUUACUGAUGUUCCUGAAGGUCCUGAGGAAGCUCCUUUAACAUUUGAUGGCCUUGUCCUCAAGCAGUCAAAAUUUCUGAACGAAAUGAGCAAACUUCAGGUGGCUGAUCUGGUUAUUCCAUUGAGAGAGCUGGCUCAUACAGAUGCAAAUGUCGCAUACCAUUUGUGGGUAUUGGUGUUUCCCAUUGUCUGGGUGACUUUACUAAAGGAAGAACAGGUAACACUAGCUAAACCAAUGAUUACUCUCCUAUCCAAAGAUUAUCACAAGAAGCAGCAGGCCCACAGACCAAAUGUUGUGCAAGCACUUCUAGAAGGACUUCAGUUGAGCCAUCCCCAACCCCGUAUGCCUAGUGAGCUGAUUAAAUAUAUUGGAAAGACUUAUAAUGCAUGGCACAUCUCAUUGGCUCUGCUUGAGACUCAUGUAAUGUUGUUCAUGAAUGAUACAAAGUGCUCUGAGUCCCUGGCUGAGCUUUAUCGAUUGCUUAAUGAAGAAGAUAUGAGGUGUGGGUUGUGGAAGAAAAGGUCGAUUACUGCAGAAACCAGGGCUGGCCUUUCACUUGUUCAGCAUGGUUACUGGCAGCGUGCUCAGAGCCUCUUCUACCAAGCCAUGGUUAAGGCAACUCAAGGCACUUACAACAAUACUGUGCCUAAGGCUGAGAUGUGUCUUUGGGAAGAGCAAUGGAUUUAUUGUGCUACUCAGCUUAGUCAGUGGGAUGCAUUGGUAGACUUUGGCAAGAGUAUAGAGAAUUAUGAAAUUCUGCUUGAUAGUCUGUGGAAGAUGCCUGACUGGGCAUACAUGAAGGAUCAUGUAAUUCCAAAGGCCCAGGUAGAAGAAACCCCGAAGCUUCGUCUGAUCCAAGCCUUUUUUGCUCUUCAUGAUAAAAAUGUGAAUGGUGUGGGAGAUGCUGAAAACAUAAUGGGAAAGGGUGUUGAUCUUGCUUUAGAGCAGUGGUGGCAAUUGCCUGAAAUGUCUGUUCAUGCUAGAAUACCUCUUUUGCAGCAAUUCCAACAGCUAGUUGAAGUCCAAGAAUCCGCUAGAAUUCUAGUAGACAUUGCCAAUGGAAACAAACAUUCUGGAAGUUCUGCCGUCAGUGUACAUGGUAGUCUCUAUGCAGAUUUAAAGGAUAUCCUUGAGACUUGGAGAUUGAGAACUCCUAAUGAAUGGGAUAAUAUGUCUGUUUGGUAUGAUUUGCUUCAAUGGAGGAAUGAGAUGUAUAAUGCUGUAAUAGAUGCAUUCAAGGAUUUUGCUAACACAAACCAACAACUUCAUCAUCUUGGUUAUCGUGACAAAGCAUGGAAUGUGAACAAACUUGCUCACAUUGCUCGUAAGCAGGGCCUUUAUGAUGUUUGUGUGACAAUACUUGAAAAGAUGUAUGGACACUCAACCAUGGAAGUGCAGGAGGCCUUUGUUAAGAUAAGAGAACAAGCCAAGGCUUACCUAGAGAUGAAAGGAGAGCUUACCAAUGGGCUUAAUUUGAUCAACAGUACGAACCUGGAAUAUUUUCCUGUGAAACACAAAGCAGAAAUUUUUCGUCUCAAAGGCGAUUUCCUGUUAAAGCUAAAUGAAUGUGAAAAUGCCAAUCUUUCAUAUUCUAAUGCCAUUACCCUUUUCAAGAAUUUGCCUAAAGGAUGGAUAAGCUGGGGAAAUUAUUGUGAUAUGGCUUACAAAGAAACCCACGAAGAGAUGUGGUUAGAAUAUGCUGUCAGUUGCUUUCUUCAAGGUAUCAAAUUUGGCAUCCCUAACUCCAGAAGCCAUCUAGCCCGUGUCUUAUAUCUUCUCAGCUUUGAUACUCCCAAUGAACCUGUGGGAAGAGCUUUUGACAAGUACCUGGAGCAAGUACCCCACUGGGUUUGGCUUUCGUGGAUUCCGCAGCUAUUACUUUCCUUGCAGAGGACAGAAGCUCCUCAUUGCAAACUUGUUCUACUAAAAAUUGCCACUGUAUAUCCACAGGCUUUGUACUACUGGCUGCGUACAUAUUUGCUUGAACGGCGUGAUGUUGCAAAUAAAUCUGAACUAGGUAGAAUUGCAAUGGCUCAGCAAAGAAUGCAGCAAAAUGUCUCUGGCACUACUGCUGGUUCUCUUGGUUUGGCUGAUGGAAGUGCAAGAGUGCAGAGUCAUGGUGGGGGUGCCUUAACCUCAGAUGGUCAAGUUAAUCAAGGGAAUCAAUCUGCUGGUGGAAUUGGAUCUCAUGAUGGUGGAAACACCCAUGCACAGGAACCUGAAAGAACAUCAUCUGUGGAUGGCAGUGCACAUGCUGGGAAUGACCAACCUAUGCAACAGAAUUCUUCAACCAUUAAUGAAGGUGGUCAAAAUGCAUUAAGGCGUAAUGGUGCUUUUGGUUUGGUAUCUUCUGCUGCCAGUGCUUUUGAUGCUGCCAAGGAUAUCAUGGAGGCUCUUAGAAGCAAGCACGCCAAUUUGGCUAGUGAACUUGAGGUCCUGCUCACAGAAAUUGGUUCAAGGUUUGUUACCCUGCCAGAGGAGAGACUUUUAGCAGUGGUUAAUGCUCUGCUCCACCGUUGUUAUAAGUAUCCAACUGCCACUACAGCAGAGGUUCCCCAAUCUCUCAAGAAAGAGCUCUCUGGUGUUUGCAGGGCUUGCUUUUCGGCAGAUGCCGUGAACAAGCAUGUUGAUUUUGUGAGAGAGUACAAACAGGACUUUGAGCGUGAUCUUGAUCCUGAAAGCACAACUACUUUCCCAGCCACCCUUUCUGAGCUGACAGAGAGGUUGAAACAUUGGAAAAAUGUUCUCCAGAGUAAUGUUGAGGACCGGUUUCCAGCUGUCUUGAAGCUGGAAGAAGAAAGCAGGGUGUUGCGGGACUUCCAUGUGGUUGAUGUGGAGGUUCCAGGACAGUAUUUUACGGAUCAGGAAAUUGCUCCAGAUCAUACAGUAAAGUUAGACAGGGUUGAAGCUGAUAUUCCGAUUGUUCGAAGGCAUGGAAGCAGUUUCCGUCGUUUGACUCUAAUUGGCUCUGAUGGUUCUCGACGCCAUUUUAUUGUCCAGACAUCUUUGACUCCUAAUGCGAGAAGUGAUGAACGCAUACUACAGCUUUUCCGUGUGAUGAACCGAAUGUUUGAUAAGCACAAGGAAUCGAGGCGCCGCCAUAUCUGCAUUCACACUCCUAUUAUUAUCCCUGUUUGGUCCCAGGUUCGCAUGGUAGAGGAUGAUUUAAUGUACAGCAGCUUCCUUGAGGUGUAUGAGAACCAUUGUGCAAGAAAUGAUCGAGAGACGGAUCUCCCUAUUACCUUUUUCAAGGAGCAAUUGAACCAAGCAAUAUCUGGUCAAAUCUCACCAGAAGCUGUUAUUGAUCUCCGUCUCCAAGCUUAUAACGACAUAACAAAAAAUUAUGUGACUGACAGCAUAUUGUCCCAGUACAUGUACAAGACUCUACUGAGCGGUAACCAUAUGUGGGCUUUCAAAAAGCAAUUUGCCAUCCAGUUGGCCCUUUCAAGUUUCAUGUCGUUCAUGCUACAAAUAGGGGGAAGGUCUCCAAACAAGAUACUGUUUGCUAAGAACACUGGAAAAAUAUUCCAGACAGAUUUCCAUCCAGCAUAUGAUGCGAAUGGUAUGAUUGAGUUUAGUGAACCUGUCCCUUUCCGUUUGACAAGGAACUUGCAGGCAUUUUUCUCCCAUUUUGGAGUAGAAGGCCUUAUUGUGUCAGCCAUGUGUGCUGCUGCUCAAGCUGUGAUUUCUCCCAAACAAAGCCAGCAUUUAUGGCAUCAAUUAGCCAUGUUUUUCCGUGAUGAGCUACUCUCCUGGUCUUGGAGAAGACCACUUGGGAUGCCUUUGGGUCCUGUUCCAGGAGGGGGUAGUUUGAACCCUAUUGACUUCAAGCACAAGAUCACUUCCAACGUUGAGCAAGUUAUUGGCAGGAUCAGUGGAAUAGCCCCUCAGUAUCUCUCUGAAGAGGAGGAGAAUGCUGUGGACCCACCGCAUUCGGUCCAGAGGGGUGUGACAGAGAUGGUUGAAGCUGCCUUGACCCCAAGGAACCUUUGCAUGAUGGAUCCCACAUGGCAUCCCUGGUUUUAACCACACACACAUAUAUAUCUGCUGCCGUCAGACUAGCAGUUUCCUUUGUAAAUUUUAUGUACAUGAACUGAAUUGUGGGAAUUGCUGCUCAUUUAUGUAAAUUUUAGGAGAGUGAAUUGAAGAAAUGGCUCAUCAUAUUAUUCUCCUCAUACAGAGUCUCUCUCUCUUUAUACAAGUGCAUGAUAGGGCAUUGCAUCCAGUUUAUCA